Balaenoptera acutorostrata (minke whale) is the source of this 8539-nucleotide messenger RNA. It is a transcript of the gene TMEM116, whose product is annotated as transmembrane protein 116. The record is from RefSeq and is a predicted model, not a curated record. Lineage: Eukaryota; Metazoa; Chordata; Mammalia; Artiodactyla; Balaenopteridae. The coding region runs from base 111 to 1124 and encodes 337 amino acids. Gene Ontology annotation, cellular component: plasma membrane. Gene Ontology annotation, molecular function: G protein-coupled receptor activity. The transcript has 11 exons. Gene Ontology annotation, biological process: adenylate cyclase-activating G protein-coupled receptor signaling pathway.
GAAGAGGCACCCGGCUCCCUCGGCUGCACCUCUGCAGUUCUCUUGCAAAAGAGGAAGCAAGUGCAAAUACUGCAAAGUUAUUUUCUGCAAUACAGUGGAUACAGUUUGUUAUGGCUACUCUGAGUGUUAUAGGUUCAAGUUCACUUAUUGCCUAUGCUGUAUUCCAGAACAUACAGAAAUCUCCAGAGAUAAGGCCACUCGUUUAUCUGAGCUUCUCUGACCUCCUCCUGGGGAUAUACUGGCUCAUUGAGGCACUUCUCUAUGGAACUUCAGCAGCCAAUAAGGACAUUGUCUGCUAUAACUUGCAAGCAGUUGGACAGAUAUUCUACAUUUCCUCAUUUUUCUACACUGUCAAUUACAUCUGGUACCUGUACAAAGAGCUGAGGAUGAAACCCCACCAGAGUGGACAGAGCACAGUUCCACUGGUUAUAGGUUAUACCUGUCGAGUUAGUCAAACAGCCAUCAUUUUGUCAAGCCUGAUACCUCUACUAUUGAUGAUACCUGUAUUCUGUUUGGGCAAUGCCAGUGAAUGUUUCCGCAACUUCAGCCAGAGCCACAGGUGUAUCCUGAUGUACUCACCACCAACAGCCAUGGCUAAAGUCCUGCCUUCUGCCAACACAUCAGUCUGUAGCACACUUUAUUUUUACGGGCUUAUCAUUUUCCUGGCCAGCUUUCUACUCAGCCUCCUCACCAUUGUGGUCUUACUCAUUCAAGCCCAGACACUUUAUAAGAAGUUUCUGAAAUCGACUGGCUUUCUGGGGAGUGAACAGUGGGCAGUGAUUCACAUUGUGGAGCAGCGAGUACGCUUCUACCCAGUGGCCUUCUUUUGCUGCUGGGGCCCAGCUGUCAUUCUGAUGAUCAUAAAGAUGACUAAGCCACAGGACACCAAACUUCACAUGGCCCUCUAUGUUCUCCAGGCUCUAACAGCAUCAUCUCAGGGUCUGCUCAACUGUGGAGUAUACGGCUGGACACAGUACAAGUUCUACCAACUAAAGCAAGAGGCUCGGCAUGAUGCAGACACCCAGACACCAUUAUUAUGCUCACAGAAGAGAUUCUAUAGCAGGGGCCUAGAUCCAUUGGAGUCUACCAUUGCUUUUGCUACUAGCACCUCCACCAUUCUUUGAAACUGUAGAAUUGGAACAUCCAGAACUGGAAUGAUUCUACACUAAUGGUUUGGGAAGAGUGUUUGGGAAGAACAUCUUAAGUCUUUUCUAACCGUGCCUUAAACUACGGAAGUGAAAGGGAAUGUAGUGCCAUGGUUAGUAGCUACUCUAGGUGAAGUGGGUGGGAUCUAAUCAUUAUUCUCAGAUUCAGAAGUAAAGUCACUAUUCAGGGAGAUGAAACCACUUUCCACCUAAGAGAUAGACUCAUAUUAUUUCAAUAAAUAUUAGAUUUGUCUAAGUCUCUUCUACAAGAAAUAAAUUCCAAGUUAUUAUUUAUAUAAAGUAUUUCCAAGCUCUCUACUCCAUGGUUGUGGGGGAAGUAGUGUGGCAUGCAACAACUUUCUCAGGUCUUCACAUUGCUAUUACUCUCCUUUUGGUUGUACAAAGUCUUGGGUUUACAUUCUUUGAAGAGUUUUGGAAACUCAGAAGAAGCAAGGACAGAAGCUGUCAAAAAAAGUGAUAGUGGGGGGGCGCAGUGGUUAAGAAUCUGCCUGCCAAUUCAGGGGACACGGGUUCGAGCCCUGGUCGGGGAAGAUCCCACAUGCCGCGGAGCACCUAAGUGUGUGCGCCACAACUACUGAGCCUGCGCUCUAGAGCCCGCGAACCACAACUGCUGAAGCCCGCACUACCUAGAGCCUGUGCUCCACAAGAGAAGCCACCACAAUGAGAAGCCCGUACACCGCAAGAAGAGUAGCCCCUGCUCGCCGCAACUAGAGAAAGCCCGCAUGCAGCAAUGAAGACCCAAUGCAGCCAAAAUAAAUAAAUUAAUUAAAAAAAAAAGUGAUAGUGGGAUCCUCAUACACACCACAUCCUAGUCUCUUACAUAUUCCAUGCCAUUCUAGGCCUUAACAAUAGGAAGCUUCCUGCUCCAGAAAAUUAAGGCCAGUCUUUUGAAGUUACCGUGGAUAAUAAGAUUUAAGAGAAAUCAGGACCAAAACUCUGAAUCAAAAACUUCUCAACUCUCAUUUAUAAGCAAAAACCCAAGGUAGGUUUCAUAGUGCUUGGACGUAGAAUUAGGUUGAACCACGUAGAAUUAGGUUGAACCAUAUGAACUUGCCAUUUUUGUAGGUGAAAAUGGUCUAAUAUCAUCAAUUUUACAUGGUUCAAUCUGGCUGUAAGUGCUAAAUAUAUGUUUAUUGAAUGAAUGAACAGAUGAAUGAAUGACUAACAAGUAGAAUUUAACCUUUGGGGAAAGAAAAGAUUCCCACACUGAAGAGGCUCAUUCAUGGGUAGGAAUGUUUAAUGUUUCUUCCUCUUUAGUCACAUAACAAGUGAUGUUUGGUCUCUCCAGUUAAGUCAUUAACAAGGCCAAACUGAGACCAGGGCAUCAGAUACUGUGAUGCCAAAACAAAGGGGAAAGCCAAAUGGACAAAAACUGGAAUGACAAUCAACUAAAACAUCUGGAACUAAUAAUCAGAUGUUUUUCACCUGAUAAAUUCCCUUCGUCAGUGCAAGGCAAAAUCCUUAAGGUUAGAGAAAAUUGACAGGGUAGAUUAUAAUGGGGCAUUAGACAGUAUACUCUGAAAAGUAAGUUCCAGAGAUCUUUCCAAAGGAGUUCUCAAUAGAAAUGUUAGGGAGCUCAAUAAUAGCUCUUUAGGUUUUAGGCCAUGAGCUUCAGCCUUACUAUGGAUGGUAACCUGACUUCACUAUGUCAAGAACACAUCUUGAGGCCUCCCAAGAUGUAUAGCACAGAUUACUGGGUAGCACAGAACAAGAAAGAUUGCUUUACCUAGAGAGCUGCUUUAACUUCUUUUAAUUUAAAAACUAAUAAGAAUUCAGCAUAUAGAAAGACAGAUGGAAGCAAGAUUCUCAUUUCCGUAGACCUUGAGGAACACCAGAAUUAAGGAGUCCAAUUCUUAAAAUGUCCUAUCGGUAUCACUUCAUAUUUGACUUUAUUACCAGAAAGAAGAUAAUUAUCAAAUGUAUGUCAGGUUUGUUCAUCUUGCUUCUCUGAUGAAUUUUUUGCAUUGACACUGGUCUUAGAUAUUCUAUAGAUGUAGGCAAACAAAAAGAUAGUAGGAAUGAAAAAUAAUAAAAUGUUAGGCAAGAUUGGGAUUAUCAACUCUUCAUCAUACUGAGAGUAGGAGGGCCACUAUUCAAACUACGUAACCCUUGAAUUCACAUGUAGGAGGGGCAUAGACAUAGAUACAGUGGCAGUUCUUAAAAUUUCUGCAAAUACCCCUCCCAUGACUCCAUGACUUGUCCAGUUUAUGGUCAUAGUGGAGUAUAGUUGUAUCUAUGCAGCUUUGAUUAAUACAGAUCUUCCUUGAACCACAUGUUGUAUCAUCCUUCACCUCCUCCUCAUCAGCCCAGUCUGUAGCUUCAAAAAAUCUCUGCACCCCAACACCACGUGUUCUGCAUGGGGAACUGGGUGUUUGAUGUUUUUCAAAGCAUAGGAGCCUUUGGAUGUUUUCACAUAGCAGCCUCCCACUUUUUAUACCUUUGGCCUUGCACUUGCUGAAGACUUUAAAUAUCCCUUUAGAUUCACUGCCACAGUUUCCAAACCUGUCUCCCUUGGUAUUCAUUAAUGUUAGCAACUUUUCUGGGCAACCUUUGUGCCCUUUUCAAAGAUUUUAACACAGAGAUUCUCUAGGCUUCAACCCCAGCCUUGGCAACAAUAACCUUGUUCCUUGCAAGGAGUGCCAUCUUGCUUGUAGGUAUCCGUGUGGCAGCACUUGGGGGUGCCAUUACAGUAUUCUGGGAGGUCACACUUAUCCACACUGAGGUGGCAAGUUGUGGUUGCUUUUAGAGAUUUGCGGUUUUUGCAGCAAGAUCCAAAUGCAUAAUUUAAACCCUUCCUCAGCUGGCAUGAGGGCAGACAACAGUGAUCCUUUUGACAGUCAAAAACACUGCCAUAGUCAAAUUCUUCUCCUUUAUCUAAUAUCUUAUUCCCACAAUAUGGCUUUCAAAAGGAGUUUUGGAGCUCAGUUCUAUUAAAUAAGCAGCCCUCUCUGUACUUAUGCAACAGCUGGUGGAAAUAGUGGAAGCUGCAGUUGCUGAAGCCCAUAUCUACAGUAAUAAAUUCAUGCAUAGUACAGAGGUGCUGGCCAUGGAACUUGCAGGCCACAUGGUCAUGCUUCAUUCCCAAGUCAUGGCCAACCUCAUGAGCUAUGAAAGCUGUGAAAUGUGGUGUAUCUUCAUGAAAGAAAGAUUCAGCACUGGUUGCAUUCUUGGCAGUGCAGAUAACACUGAGAAAUGCAUGGUCCUCAUACUUCCCAAGAAUUUGGCCAAUAAUCACAUGAGCAGCAGCAUGUUUCACCCCUCUCAAGAGAUACCAGUCUUUCCAGUGUUUAAAAUUUUGAAGUGUUUCCUGCAAAUUCAGGAAGAUUUUCACAAGAGUUUUCUCUAUCCAUAUCCCUAACCCAGAAAGCACCGCUUUCACAUUAUAUCCUUCGUGUACCUGUUGACCAGAGCAUGAACAUCUAUUAACAUCUUUGUGGUCUUGGUAACAUAUUAUUCCACAUUUGGAAUCACUUAUUGUCAACCACAGUUAACUUGUACAUACUUGGGAAGUGGCCACAUAUAGGGCAUAGGAACUGAGGAAGGUUCUAUUUUUCUCUGAAAUUGUGAAGUGCUUAAGAGCUCCUCUUGUUUAUCUCCACGGAUUACACAAGACUCACCUGAUUUUAAAGAUAUGCUGUAAACCAUAUGCUCAAUAUAUAUAGGCUUGAUACCAAAGACAGUGCCAUCUAAGGUCAGGAUUCCCUUUUGCCCUGAGCAAGUGCUGAUUGUCACAAAAGAAUCCAGGUCAUCCUCUGAAUACUCAGUCAUCCUGAAUAAAAGCAAAACUAGUUUCCCAUUUUGAUGUGUAUAAACAGGGAACUUCUUGACAAAUAAUUCUUUCUUUUGCUUCAACUUAAUAGUAUGCCAUUUUCCUUGUUUGAACAGGACAUUGGACACCUUUUCUGCUUUUUCUUCUAGUUCUCUGAACAUCAUCAGGUUCCUAGGGAAGACUGUUUCAUAAUAAAGAGAUUCCCACUACAGUGCAUCCCUGGAAGAAUAGUCACAAUUACCAAUAAAGUGACAUGCAGCUUAAUAUGGGAAGGGCCCUUUCUCAAAUGCCCUAAACGGCAUUCCUUGAAGAAACAUCACUCCAAACCUUAUCCAUGACCACUUGAUUUCAUAGAAGACAAGACAGGGGGCAGGCAAAGUAACUAACUGGGGUUGUCAUUGUCAUGGCCCAAGUGAAACAGGAAAUGAUCCCAGACCUCUGUCUGUGAGUUGUCUUCCCUUGGACCCAGAUCUUUGUCAGUGACACAGUUGUUUGGCCAAAGAUCAAAGCUAUGCUGCCUGCCAGAAGGAUAGCUGCUCCCACCCUCAGAGUAUUACAUGAUGACACCUACCUUUUGACUAUGUCUCUUCCUACUUCUCUUGAGCUCUCUCUCUUCUGGAGUGUCCUUACUUUGCAACCACCCUUAAAGAACAACAGUUUUAGUGCUUCUUAGCUGAGCUCCUACUGUCUUCAUAGAGGAGUAUACCAAGGAGAGGAAACUUUCAGAGGCCCAGCCAGUACAACGAGCCAGGAUCAGGCCCCAAGGAAAGAAAAAUAUAUAACCUCUUCCCUUAGUCCCAGUUCCCAUGGAACAGCCUUCCGCUCCUGUCAUCCAGUACUCUUUUGAGUCAUUGAAACUUAAGUUCCAGAGCAGAGGUUUGUGGAUUUCUGGGUAGGUCACAGGCCUCUGCUGUUUAAUGCCUUUUGCACCAUUCCCUACUCUGUACCAUACAGCCCAUUUCAAACGUCCCAUCCUUUUCCUUUUUUUUUUUAUUAUUCACAAUAUGUUUGUUUAUUUGCUCAAUCCUAGAAUACAUGUAAAGUAUUUUUAGAGUAACUAACCCAUGCCUCUGUGAAAAGCAAAUAUAUGAACUGUAGAACGGUGUUUAUUGGGUUGGCCAAACGGUUCGUUCAGAUUUUUCUGUAAGAUGGCUCUAGUAGUGCUUAGUUGUCUCUAACUUCAUUUGAAACAAUUUUGGUAGAUUGUAUCAUGACAGCUGUCAUAUCAGCAUGCAUUUAAAAAAAUCUUAUCAAAAUUGUUGAAUUUUUGUAUAGCCAUUUUGAUAUUGAAGAUGUAAGAAAAAAACCAACAUUUUCGGCAUAUUAUGCUUUAUUAUUUCAAGAAAGGUAAAAACACAACUGAAAUGCAAAAAAAUAUUUGUGCAGUGUAUGGAGAAGGUGCUGUGACUGAUUGAAUGUGUUAGAAGUGGUUUGCAAAGUUCCGUGCUGGAGAUUUUUUGCUGGAUGAUGCUCCAUGGUCAGGUAGACUAGUUGAAGUUGAUAGUGAUCAAAUUGAGAUAUUAGGGACUUCCCUGGUGGUCCAGUGGCUAAGACUCCGUGCUCCCAAUGCUGGGGGCCUGGGUUCGAUCCCUGGUCAGGGAACUAGAUCCCACACACUGCAACUAAAAGUUCGCAUGCCUCAACUAAAGAUCCCGCAUGCUGCAAUGAAGAUCCUGCAUGCUGCAACUAAGACCCAGCACAGCCAAAUAAUUAAUUAAAAUAUUUUUAACAAAUCGAGACAUUAACUGAGAACAAUCAAAGUUAUACCACAGGAGAUAACUGACAUACUCAUAAUAUCCAAAUCAAGCGUUGAAAAUCAUCUGCACCAGCUUGGUUAUGUUAUUCACGUUGAGGUUUGGGUUCCACAGAAGUUAAGUGAAGAAAAUCUUCUUGACCGUAUUUUGCAUGCGAUUCUCUACUUAAACAUAAUGAAAACGUUCUGUUUUUAAAACAAAUUGUGACGGGUGAUGAAAAGUGCAUACCAUACAAUAAUGUGGAGUGGAAGAGAUCGUGGGGCAAGUGAAAUGAAUUACCACCAACCACACCAAAGGCCAGUCUUCAUCCAAAGAAGGUGAUGAUGUGUAUAUGGUGGGAUUGGAAGGGAGUUCUCUAUUAUGAGCUCCUUCCAGAAAACCAAACGAUUAAUUCCAACAAGUACUGCUCCCAAUUAGACCACCUGAAAGCAGCACCUGACGAAAAACAUCCAGAAUUAGUCAACAGAAAAAUGCAUAAUCCUCCAUUAGGAUAAUGCAAGACUGCAUGUUUCUUUGAUGACCAGACAAAAACUGUUGCAGCUUGGCUAGGAAGUUCUGAUUCAUCUGCCGUAUUCACCAGACAUUGCACCUUCGGAUUUCCAUUUAUUUCGGUCUUUACAAAAUUCUCUUAAUGGAAAAAGUUAAUGGAAAAAGUUUCAAUUCCCUGGAAGACUGUAAAAGGCACCUGGAGCAGUUCUUUGCUCAAAAAGAUUAAAAAGUUUGGGGAAGAUGGAAUUAUGAAGUUGCCUGAAAAAUGGCAGAAGGUAGUGGAACAAAAUGGUGAAUACGUUGUUCAAUAAAGUUCUUGGUGAAAAGGAAAAAUGUGUCUUUUAUUUUUACUUAAAAACCAAAGGAACUUUUUGGUCAACCCAAUAUGUUCAGUUCUUUAGCCUGACAGUAUGAGGUUGCAAUAAUGUUUCCCAAAAUUAUUUAGAUUGGUACUUUUCUAUCCAGACCUAUUCAGUAUGGUCAUGUUAUUCAUUUUUAAUUCAGUUAGGGUCAUAUGUUACUGUUUGUAUUUCAUUCUGGUUUGCCCCCACAUUUGGGAUAUUGCUGAUGAUUUGGAGGGAGUAUGUGAAAUGUUUCCAUGAUUCUAAAAGUCAGUACUAUACAAAAAAGUGUAUUCAAAGCCUUUAACCUGUUCCCAUGUCCUUAUUCUUUCCACCCACUUUUCAUUCAUCAAUCUCAAUAGUACUUGGUUUAUUUUUCCUGUAUUUCUUUCUGUACAAAUAAGCAGAUACAUAUAUAUUUCCUUGUAUCCCCUUUUUUCUUAUGUAAAUGUAGCAUAAUAUUUUCCACUUUCCUUUCUAAACUUAAAGAUACAUCCUGUAAAUCACUCCAUAUCAGUUUAUAGAAAUAUUCCUCAUUCUCUCUUUUUUAUAGCUACAUAGUAUUCAGUUUUAUAGAUGUACCGUAAUUUAUUCAAUCACUCUCCUAUGUAUGGGUUUUUACAUUGUUUAUAUUAUUUUGAAAUUAUACACUAUCAUCAGCAAAUAAUAUUACACACAUAUAUUUUUGUGGAGGAAAAUUCCUAGAAAUGAGAAGGUAGUGUUCAUGCUAAUUGCAUAUGUAGCUUUGUUUGAUAUUGCCAAAUUCCCCUUCAGAAGGUUUUUGCCAGUUUUCAUUUCCAUUGGCAGUGUAUCAGAGUGCCUAUUUCCCCAAAGUCUAAGCAACAGAAUAUAUUGCCAUGCCAUACAUUUUAAUUUUCACCAAACUGAUAGGUGAUAAGUAGCAGGUCGGUAUUGUUUAAUUUGUAUUUUUCUGAUUUUGAGUGAAUUUGAAAUGUUUUAAUAUGUUUAAAGGCCAUUUUUAUAUCUUUUAAUAAUUGUCGGUUAAUGUUUUUUCCCCUU